AUGUCCGGAAGGGAUUCGAUUAUCUGUUCCGUCGGAUGUGGCUGCAGUAUUGAGGCCGCCGACCUGUUGGCCGCUCUCCCGGAGACGCAGAGGGAUCUGCGUACCGCCUCUGUCACUGCCAUCUACGGGCUGGAGCGGGUAAAAUAUACCAUUCACCAGGAGUUAGGCCACUUCUGCUGGCUGUAUACCGCUUUAGAUAAAGAAAGCAUUAUGAUAAUUAAUAAUGGGCCGUUGGAACUAGAUAUGUUCAUGGACCGUUACGAAAUGAAGGCGAAAACCUUGUUUAUUUUCUGUUUUUGA
This is a messenger RNA of Auanema sp. JU1783, 300 nucleotides long. The record is from the annotation of a GenBank genome assembly. Lineage: Eukaryota; Metazoa; Nematoda; Chromadorea; Rhabditida; Rhabditidae.